AGCCAUAACUGAGCACCACCAAUAAUAAUAUUUUUCCUCACAUAUUCUCUCAACCUUUUCUUUUUUCCUUAUAAAAAAUUUGGAUGAAAAACUUGAACGACGACAUUUUUGAUCCCCUAACAAUAAUAAUGGACUCCGAUUUCUCUCCUGGUUACGGGUCGGGUACGGAAUCCGACUUCGGUUUCGCUUUCAAUGACAGCAAUUUCUCCGACCGGAUUUUGAUAGUUGAGAUUGUUCCUGACUCCAAAUCCGACGGUGAGGGUUGUAGCAGUAUCGUUGAUUGGGCCCGCAAACGCAAGCGUAGUAGAGAAGAAAUCAAGAAAGAAAAUGAUGCGGAUGUGCUCACGCAACGUGAGGAGGAGGUGUUGAAUUGUAAUAUGCUGGACACAGAAGAUGGUCUUGCUUAUGAGAACCAAGAUGAGGAAGCUGUUGCAAUGGUUGAGGAAUCUCCAUCCGGCACUGAGAUGACCACAGAUCACCCUGGGGAUGGUGAAGCUCCUAAGAGCACUGACUCGUCCACAAACAUGGACUCUUCAACUGGGCGUCAAGUUAGAACUAUAUACAUCAGUUCUCCUAUUUUGGCCGCAAAGAGUCCAUUCUUUUAUAAGAUGUUCUCCAACGGCAUGAGAGAGUCGGAGCAGCGGCAUGUUACUGUACAAAUCCAUGCCUCGGAAGAAGCUGCCUUCAUGGACCUAUUGAAUUUUAUGUAUAGCAAUACUUUAUCUACGAUAACGCCUACUGCCUUGCUUGACGUGCUUAUGGCUGCUGACAAAUUUGAGGUUGCAUCAUGCAUGAGACACUGCAGCCGUUUACUAAGGAAUCUUCCCAUGACUUGUGAAUCAGCCUUGCUUUAUUUGGAUCUUCCUUCUGGUGUUUUAAUGGCUGAUGCAGUUCUGCCACUGACUGAUGCUGCAAAACAGUUUCUCGCUGCACGUUUCAAGGAUAUAACCAAGUUCCAAGAAGAGGUGUUGAACUUGCCUCUUGCAGGAAUUGAGGCUGUUCUCUCCAAUGACGAUCUUCAGGUUGCUUCAGAGGAUGCUGUAUAUGACUUUGUGUUAAAGUGGGCUCGCAUCCAUUACCCAAACUUGGUGGAACGACGUGAAAUAUUGGGCUCACGUCUUUGUCGCCUCAUUCGCUUUCCGUACAUGACAUGCAGGAAGCUGAAGAAAGUUCUAACUUGCAAUGACUUUGAUCCUGAACUAUCUUCCAAGGUUGUCCUAGAGGCUCUAUUUUUCAAAGCUGAAGCACCAUACCGGCAGCGUUCUCUUGCUGCUGAGGAGGGCAGUGCCUCACACCAUCGUUUUGUGGAGCGUGCUUACAAGUAUAGACCAGUUAAAAUUGUCGAGUUUGAACUGCCUCGUCAGCAGUGUAUUGUUUACCUAGAUAUAAAACGGGAAGAGUGCAAUAGUCUCUUUCCUGCUGGUAGAGUUUACUCUCAGGCUUUCCAUUUGGGUGGACAAGGUUUUUUCCUAUCAGCUCAUUGUAACAUGGAUCAACAGAGUUCAUUCCAUUGCUUUGGGUUGUUUUUAGGCAUGCAAGAGAAGGGGUCAGUGUCAUUUGCAGUGGAUUAUGAGUUUGCAGCUCGGACAAAGCCAACCGAGGAAUAUGUGAGCAAGUAUAAGGGGAACUACACAUUCACUGGUGGCAAGGCUGUUGGCUACAGGAACCUAUUUGGCAUCCCUUGGACUGCUUUUAUGGCUGAAGAUAGUGUAUACUUCAUCAAUGGGAUUCUCCAUCUUCGAGCUGAGCUUACUAUCCGACAGUAAGUGCGUAGAUACUAACAUAAUGCCUUUGUCUACAGCCAUACUGGACUUUUUUAGAUGUCAGUGGGGGCUUUGAGAAGAGGUGGAAUGCUAACUGUAAGAUAUCGUCGAGCCUAGUUUCCAGAAAGGUUUAAAUUGUAGUGACAGGUUGAUUGUUCAGUGCCUAUGUAGAAACUGUUGUAUGGGCUUGUAUGUAUCCUACUGCUGUAUAUGCACUGCUGGGUGUUAGUGAAAUUGAGAGAAUCAGUAGCUUCAUGUGUUGAUAUUGCACUAACUUUUAACUUGCCAGUUGUUUUGAGGUGCGUAAUUAAAGUCUCAGCAAAUCUUUGAAUUUUA
Nicotiana attenuata is the source of this 2099-nucleotide messenger RNA. Its product is annotated as BTB/POZ domain-containing protein POB1-like. Gene Ontology annotation, biological process: response to red light. The coding region runs from base 84 to 1766 and encodes 560 amino acids. Gene Ontology annotation, molecular function: protein binding. NCBI's taxonomy places the organism in Eukaryota, Viridiplantae, Streptophyta, Magnoliopsida, Solanales, Solanaceae. Gene Ontology annotation, cellular component: nucleus. The transcript has 6 exons. The record is from RefSeq and is a predicted model, not a curated record.